AAAAUCCAUAAUAAAAUAAUAUUGAUAACCGGGAAACAAGCAACGACGAUAGUCGCGCCCCCAAACAAAUAUUUAUUUCUAGGCUUUUCUUGGUUCGCUUUAGUUUUCAAAAUGCCAAUUGAUUAUUCCAAGUGGGACAAGAUCGAGCUUUCUGAUGACUCGGACAUAGAGGUUCACCCAAAUGUCGACAAGAGGUCUUUUAUCAGGUGGAAACAGAGAGAUAUUCACGAAAAGCGGAUGCAAAGAAACAACGAGAUCAAAGGUCUGACGAUCCAAAAAGAGAUGUACACCAGAUUGAACGCGCGGGUGGAUAAGAUGGUUGAAACUUUAGGGAACAGUAUUGCAGAUGAAAAGAAGCGGAACGAAUUCUUAAACACCAAUUUCGAUCCAAAGGAGAAGUGCACCUUGGAGGAAAACGCCGACAAUAUUCCGUACAACGAAAUGGUUGAAGACCUUUUUGUGCAGAUUUCUGACGACCUAAAAAAGGAAGAGAAGGAUAGCAAUGAUCCAAAGCUUGUGCUGGCAAAACUGCUUGAGCACAGAGCGAAAAUUGAGUCUGUAUUGAAGCAGAUCGAUCCAAAACUGGAACAGCUCAAGAAGGAGAAGGAGCUACACAUUUCGAGCGAGGAUAUUCACGACGGGUGGAACAGCUCGAUUAUCAACAAAACUCCAUCAUCUUCUGCUCCGCCAUCGGGCGACUCUGGCUCUUCCAAAAAGACCAAAUCCACAGCUACCACCAUAGAAACAAUAAACAGCCCAGAAGUUUCCCAAUUAGCCCAAGUGCCUUCCAAGCCUCUGGACCAGCUUGAAGAGCUAGAGCUUCUACCAGAAACGAAGAUUUUUGCAAGUAUUCCUGCUACCGACUUGUUGAAGAGCAUCAAAUUCCUUGAAAGCCAUCUUUAUAUCGUUUGCGAGCAGCAGAAAGAUGCCUUGAUGAUGAGCACGUUUGACGCCCAACUAAGUGGGGACAUCAAGACUGCCAAGCAGACCGUUCACCAGGCACUGAUUCUUCAGUACUUGAACGAUUUAUUCAAUGCUGCCGGUGGACCAAAGGCCACGGUUCAGCAGAAACAGCAGGCAGUUGGAUUGUUUGUUACUAAGCUAAUGGACAAAUCGUCGCCAGCCUCUCGCACGUUUGAGGCAGAUUUGGAAAAGACAUAUAAACAUAUUGUUAGCAGGUGUGAAGUCAUCAAGCAGGAACAGGAACAGAACGCCGGACAAGAAGGCGUGGAGCAGAUCCAAUUAAGAUCUAUGGAUCCAAAUUCAGAACUCGUUGUUAAUCUUCCAAAGGAAGGGACUCCUGAAUAUGAAGCUUUCAAGCAGAUCCCAGAGAACAUGCAAAAGGCGUUGGAGACUAAGGAGCUCGACGCCAUAAACAAAGUCUUUGCUACCAUGUCGGUUUCAGAAGCCGAAAACGUGUUAGAACUAUUUGACAAGUGUGGUGUGAUCCAGAUCCAGGCUUUGUUGGAAAACGAGGAUGAGUUUAACCAUUUGAAGGAGGAAUAUGAGGAGCUAGGAGACGACGAAGCCGCUGAGGUUGGUGAACAGCCAUCGUCCACCGCGGACGUCGUGGACUAGGCGACUUAUUUGAGGUCAGGCAUUCUGAGGAUCUCGUUAUCUUUAUUUUCGCUCAACUCCUGUAAUUGUUUCAAAAUCUUGGAAUUCUUCCAUUUGUCAGGCAGAGGAGUAACAUCAUAGUUCUUGGUUGCCCAAUAAUAGAUGUCCCAAUCUGGCUCGUCAAGAAGCUUAUCGUACUCUUCUAGUUCGCUUGGGGUCAUAGUGUCUAGGUAUUUGUCGGCAAAUCUGCUCAAUAGCAGGUCGGCUUCCAAGAUGCCUCUCUUCCUGGAUUGGUAAAGCAAUCUUCUUCUCUUUUUUUCGGUAGACUCGUUGAUUCUUGGAAGUGGCUCCACCUUGAUCUUGACCUCUCCAUCCUCCUGUCUGAGGCUGUGGCGGCUCGAUCCUUCGUUGAGAAGCGGUCUUAUGAAUGAGAACGUUCUGAUUGGUCUGACUAAUCUCAGCAUAAAUAAAGUAAAUUACAA
Messenger RNA from Ogataea polymorpha, 2039 nucleotides. RefSeq lists its product as uncharacterized. Gene Ontology annotation, molecular function: heat shock protein binding; protein-folding chaperone binding; protein kinase binding. Gene Ontology annotation, biological process: protein stabilization; protein folding. NCBI's taxonomy places the organism in Eukaryota, Fungi, Ascomycota, Pichiomycetes, Pichiales, Pichiaceae. Gene Ontology annotation, cellular component: cytoplasm. The coding region runs from base 112 to 1578 and encodes 488 amino acids. The record is from RefSeq and is a predicted model, not a curated record. The transcript has a single exon.